Messenger RNA from Pseudophryne corroboree (corroboree frog), 933 nucleotides. Its product is annotated as gastrula zinc finger protein XlCGF17.1-like. NCBI's taxonomy places the organism in Eukaryota, Metazoa, Chordata, Amphibia, Anura, Myobatrachidae. The record is from RefSeq and is a predicted model, not a curated record. The transcript has 2 exons. Gene Ontology annotation, cellular component: nucleus. The annotation marks the transcript as partial. Gene Ontology annotation, molecular function: DNA-binding transcription factor activity, RNA polymerase II-specific. Gene Ontology annotation, biological process: regulation of transcription by RNA polymerase II.
CAUCAGAGAAGUCACACAGGUGAGAAGCCAUUUCCAUGUUCUGAGUGUGGGAAAUGUUUUGCACACAAAUCAGUUCUUGUUAGACAUAACAGAAGUCACACAGGUGAGAAGCCAUUUUCUUGCUCUGAGUGUGGGAAAUGUUUUACACAGAAAUCAAGUCUUGUUGAACAUCACGUAAGUCACACAGGUGAGAAGUCAUUUCCAUGUUCUGAGUGUGGAAAAUGUUUUGCACUUAAAUCACAUCUUGUUAGACAUCAGAGAAAUCACACAGGUGAGAAGCCAUUUUCUUGCUCUGAGUGCGGGAAAUGUUUUACACAGAAAUCACAACUUGUUAUCCAUCAGCAAAGUCACACAGGUGAGAAGCCAUUUCCAUGUUCUGAGUGUGGGAAAUGUUUUGCACACAAAUCAGUUCUUGUUAGACAUCAGCGAAGUCACACAGGUGAGAAGCCAUUUUCUUGCUCUGAGUGUGGGAAAUGUUUUUUAUCUAAAUCACAACUUGUUAAACAUCAGAGAAGUCACACAGGUGAGAAGCCAUAUUCCUGUUCUGAGUGUGGGAAAUGUUUUGCACAGAAAUCACAUCUUAUUAGACAUCAGAGAAGUCACACAGGUGAGAAGCCGUAUUCCUGUUCUCAGUGUAUGAAAUGUUGUGCACGGAAAUCAAAUCUUGUUACACAUCAGAAAAGUCACACAGGUGAGAAGCCGUUUUCCUGUUCUGAGUGUGGGAAAUGUUUUACAUCGAAAUCAUAUCUUGUUACACAUCAGAGAAGUCACACAGGUGAGAAGCCGUAUUCCUGUUCUGAGUGUGGGAAAUGUUUUACAUCGAAAUCAUAUCUUGUUACACAUCAGAGAAGUCACACAGGUGAGAAGCCGCAUUCCUGUUCUGAGUGUGGGAAAUGUUUUGCACGGAAAUCCGUUCUUGUUAAACAUCAGCGU